Odontomachus brunneus is the source of this 655-nucleotide messenger RNA. RefSeq names its product keratin-associated protein 19-2-like. The coding region runs from base 126 to 476 and encodes 116 amino acids. Lineage: Eukaryota; Metazoa; Arthropoda; Insecta; Hymenoptera; Formicidae. The transcript is spliced from 3 exons. The record is from RefSeq and is a predicted model, not a curated record.
UACCUGGACGCGGACGCGAACAGGUAGUCGGACACGUGUGCGGACGAGUGUGUGGGUGCCGUGCGUGCCCGCGUCUCGAAAACGCGUCGGGCCAGACGGAUAUAUAAGGCCCGCCGCUCUCGGAAAUGGAAUCAGUCUUCAACAUGUUGCGCCCAUUGCAUUUCGUGCUCCUUCUCUCUGCGUUCGCUUUCCUCACCUUCGCCUCUGCCUUAGAGGCCAAGGAAGCAUCCGCUUCCGUACAGAGUGAGAUCGAAGCACCGGCUGCUGCGAAUGAUUUAGAAGCGGACGCCUCUGGCUACUACGGAGGAUACCGACCAUACUACGGCGGCUACGGCGGCUACGGCGGCUACGGCGGCUACGGCGGCUACGGAGGAUAUGGAUACGGUAGAGGAUACUAUCCUGCAGUCUACCGAGGAGGAUACUACGGCGGCAGGGGCUUCGGCAAAGGAUGGGGUUAUGGCGGCUAUUGGGGUUGAUGCGACUCAGCACCUCCUAACUGAGUGAUAUCUCAUCACUGUCAACAAGUCCCUGGCCUUUCUUACUAAUGUCCGAAUUCUCUAAAAACACGCGAAGCUUUCGACAGCUUUGUUAGUUCUGUAAGUUUUAUCGGAGUCUGCAUUGCAUAAAAACGAAUAAAUAAAAUGUAAAAAAGAGA